Molecule: messenger RNA, 3283 nt
Organism: Scleropages formosus (Asian bonytongue)
Lineage: Eukaryota; Metazoa; Chordata; Actinopteri; Osteoglossiformes; Osteoglossidae
Gene: deaf1
Product: DEAF1 transcription factor
Exons: 13
Coding region: 813-2444 (543 amino acids)
Biological process (GO): regulation of transcription by RNA polymerase II; negative regulation of DNA-templated transcription
Cellular component (GO): nucleus
Molecular function (GO): DNA-binding transcription factor activity, RNA polymerase II-specific; DNA binding; transcription corepressor activity
Source: RefSeq, a predicted model, not a curated record
AUAUGCAAAUGAUCAGACACACCUCCCAUCCCAAGUGCGCGCGACUCAUUUAAAGUGAAAGUUCACCCCUAAUUUGGAAUAAAAUAAAGAAAAAGGAACUUCUCACAAUUAUUGCUACGUAAAACAUCCUUAAAGAACCCAAAAUACAGUAAACUUUUCCUUCUCAUUAAAUCUGUAAAAUGUCCAAGAACGGAAAGUUGUCAAAAACAGGUGUGAUCACAUUCAUUAAAAACAAUAAGAAACGUCAAAAUGAAAUAAUGUAGUUUCCUUGUUAAAAUCGUCAAAACGGUUAAGAAUACGUAACGUUUGGCGUUUUCUUCAAUAACUUUUAUCGACCAGAGUAUAACUAAGUUUAAGGCGAAAUUAGCAGAGACGGGUCCAAAUCGAAGACUUUUCCCAUUUAUUGGUUACGGAAGUAAAAAAAAAAAUAGACAAGCUAGAAGCCGUUUUGCUGUAAAAAGCAGCCGUUCGCUAAACACUAUCUCGUCGAUUGUGGAGAGGAGCCAAAACAAGGGGUGGCUGUGAGUUCGGCUCCCUUCGUCUUCUGUCGACAAUCUCCGUCCCGCCUCCUUCCUGUGGGCUCAUCGUCGGCCCGAAAAGAGAGGGAAGGAGGCCAUCGCCGAGCACCAUUGCUCAUAUUAUUCAACUCAUGCGCCUCUAUACUAGCGCCUGCCUCGUUUCGUUCGCUGCCAUUUCUUCUCCCCGGGCCCUUUCCGCGCUCUCGGCCACCGGGGAGGGUGUUUGUCGCUCCCCGCUCGCUCCCCGCUCGCUCCUCGGACGCGUUCGGCCGCAGUCGGUCGGGCCCGGAAGCAAUGGACGAGUCGGAAUCGGCAACAAAGGGACUCGGGCUGCAGGAGGCGGCCGAUCGGAGAGGGCAGGACUCGGAGACCGAAUCGGAGGCCGAAGUGGCGACGAUGACGAUGAUGGGAGAACCGGAGAACAUCGACAUGGGAGCCGAGUCGCUGCCGAACCCGGACGAGGCCGAGGCGGCGUUUGCUGGAAAGUUACCAGGGGCCGAUCGCGCACGAGCGGAGGCGGGAGAGACACAGUGCGGAUACAAAGUAACGACGGUGACAGUGAAUGAUGUCCAAGCAUCUGGAGACAACGUGUUCACCACGUCUGUUGCCACAGCGGCCUCCAUCUCAGAGCACGUUCUUACCGGCCGGACCACCUUGCAAAUUGGAGACAGCCUCAACACCCAGAAAGCCACACUUAUUGUUGUCCAUACUGACGGAAGUAUUGUGGGUGCAACAGGGCUGAAGGGGGCAACGACUCCCGUAACUCCAGGUCCCCAGACACCCACCACAUCCAUGACCCCUGGACACGAGAAAGAGGGUUCAAAGUAUAACUGGGACCCGUCGGUGUAUGACAACGAACUGCCAGUGCGCUGCCGGAAUACCAGUGGUAUACUGUACAAGAACAGAUUAGGCUCAGGCGGGAAAGGGCGCUGCAUCAAACAUGGUAACAACUGGUACACACCCACAGAGUUUGAGGGCAUGUCGGGGAGGGCGAGCAGCAAGGACUGGAAGAGGAGCAUUCGCUAUGCUGGACGUCCCCUGCAGUGCCUCAUACAGGAGCGCAUUCUGAACCCCCACGCAGCCUCUUGCACGUGCGCGGCCUGCUGCGACGAUCUCUCCUUGUGUGCCACGGAUGGGUCGUCUUUCAAAGGGGAGAACAUAAAUAUGACUGGCCCGGUGAGGCUGUUUGUCCCUUAUAAGAGACGAAAGAAGGACAACGAGCGUCCCGCAACGCCUGAGAAGAAGGACGUUCAGACACCAAAGAACAUCACCUUCGCACCUGGGACUACCAUCACCGUGUCACCGUCAGGCCAGAUUACCACCUCCGGCACUCUGACCUUCGACAGGACGUCCGCCGGCGACGCGACGGCCAUCAUUUCCGAGAGCCCGGCGCAAGCGGACGUCUUUGCCAGCACGGCAGUGCUGACAUCCCUCCCUGCCCUGGCGGUGCCCCCCCAGCCGGUACAGGCCAAGGCCCCUUCUCCAGGACUGGCCAAUGGGCUGGAGGGGGGUGAACAGCGAACCUGGCUCUACCUGGAAGAGAUGGCCAACACCCUGCUGAGCACCGUGCAGCAGCUCAAGGCCCUCAUCGAGCAGGCCAAGCAGGCGAGCCAGGAGGCCCUCGCCGCGCAGGAGAAGGGCUUCGCCGAGCGCCGGGAGGCCUUCCAGGGACAGCUGUCCUUCCAGCAGGCCGGUGACCCGGAGGGGAAGACCACCGAGAUCGUCAUCAAGCAAAUGUGCGUCAACUGCGGGCGCGAGGCGAUAAGCGAGUGCACAGGUUGCCACAAGGUCAACUACUGCUCCACCUUCUGCCAGAGAAAGGACUGGAAGGACCAUCAGCUCUGCUGCUGCCAGCCUGCUGCCGCUGUCGCCGUUCAGGAGGAGGAGCAGAUGCCUACUAUGGACAUUGAGAAGGUCAAGGCCUAGAUGCCUUCAUCCAGUCUGUCCCAGAUGUGGAGAUGCCUUCAUUCAUGACUUCGGGGCUUGUCGUGAAUAGGCUCCCUUAAGUGAGUUUGCUAGCUGCUCUUCCUGCAGGUGGGAAAGACUGAAACUAUGGGAAACGUUUUGUCAAAUGAUUGUCCACCCGUUGGUUUGGUCUUUAUCGUUAAGGCAAGUCGGGUGAGUAUCUUGCCAUUUGAAGCUGAGUGAUUGCGUUGGAUGUUAUGCGUAAAGCAGAAGUCUGGAAGCACACCUGUCCAAUAAGUGUCGAGUCAUUCGCCAGGUGGUCGUCCUCCUCUCCUGGACUGGGCUUUUGGAGUUGUAGGAGGACUCACAUCUGCUCAGCUGUCACCUUGGAUUCUUACCCGGUUUACAGCGUUUUACUCUUGCACUGCUCACGUUUGGUCAACGGCUCUGGAGGAGUUGGACAUUUCGAGCUGCACUGUUAAUACACGAGAAAUUCUGGUUUUUCGAACCAUCUGAAAUGCACUGAGAGCUACAGCAGGGGUCCACCGACUAGCAAUCAUGUCCUCUUUUUUGUUUUUUCUACUCAAAAUAUUUCCAGAUAUCUCUUUUUCCUGCAUUCGGGACUUUAUUUUUUUAUUAAUGUAUUUAAUUAUGCACAAAAUAUGUAACAGAGUUGAAAAACAGAUUCUGUAGAUUAAUGUCAGAUUUGGAACUUGGUCUGUUGUUUUGACAUUUUCAAGGCCCAUCUGCCCUUUGUUUGUUCUGCUUUCCAGCUGUUCUUUUGACAGCUGGUGAUCCACCAAAGAAAAUCAGCCUUUUAUUCUCACAGCAGCACCAGAAAUGAUGUUAAAAGUGGAAUA